Miniopterus natalensis is the source of this 753-nucleotide messenger RNA. It is a transcript of the gene LY86, whose product is annotated as lymphocyte antigen 86. The record is from RefSeq and is a predicted model, not a curated record. Gene Ontology annotation, biological process: positive regulation of lipopolysaccharide-mediated signaling pathway; innate immune response. NCBI's taxonomy places the organism in Eukaryota, Metazoa, Chordata, Mammalia, Chiroptera, Miniopteridae.
AUGAAGGGAUUCACUGCCACCGUCCUCAUCUGGGCUCUGACCUCCCCCAAUGGAGGUGGUAGCCAAGCCUGGCCCACACACACGGCCUGCAAGGACGGGAGCUUGGAAAUACUCUACCAGAGUUGCGAUCCAUUACAAGAUUUUGGAUUUUCUAUUGACCAGUGUUCCAAACAUUUAGAAUCAAAUCUCAGCAUUAGAUUUGGAAUGAUUCUGAGAGAGGACAUCAAAGAGUUGUUUCUUGACAUAAGUCUCCUGACGGAGGGAGCGUCCCUCCUGAUUUACUCCUACCCCGUCUGUGAAGAGGACCUACCCAAGUUUUCCUUCUGCGGGAAAAAGAAAGGGGAGCAGAUUUAUUAUGCGGGCCCUGUCAAUAAUUACUCAUUCGAUAUUCCCCAGGGAGAAUACCAGCUUUUGCUGAAACUGUACAAUGAAAACCAUUCUACGGUGGCCUGUGCCAAUGCCACUGUCAUCUGCUCCUGAGCCGCUCAAAAGCACAGCAGCGUGCCUCGUGGGAUCCCCUGGCAUCUCAAACUGAACCAACUGAGUAAGCGGAACCAGUGGACCACAAAGAGACCUCUGAGUCACAGAAUCUACGAGAAGGCCUGCAAAGGCACAGGCACUGACGUGUUAGCCCCAGUACCAGGGGCCCAGACUCCACACGCGGAACCAAGAGCCCGAAAUUACCUGCUUCUCGGGAGCCCCCUGGUAGCCACCGAGCAGUCCUGAGGGCCCACCCACACCAGAUGCCCUCUA